GGGGCAUUUUUCUUAUCCAAUCCAAAUAUCUUAAAGCUGCUUUCUCUUUCUUAUCCAUUUUUCUGGUUCUUAAAUUGUUUCUCCUUUUCUCUAGAUUAAACAAAUCCUCCCCCACAUCCUUUAUAAAUAGCCAGGCAGAUGAACCUCAAAGUCUACCCCCGAGCUCCACAGAUCUUAACUAUCUAUCUGCUUUAGGGUUUUCAUCAUAUCUAGUAACUGAGCUGCAUUACUUAAUCUCUAAGAAACCAGUUUUUGUUUUUAGUAAUGGAGAGUGUGAGAGAGUUGGCUUCAGAGAAGGCUGCUGUGAUCUUCACAAAGAGCUCCUGCUGUAUAUGCCACAGCGUGAAGACGCUUUUCUACGAGCUCGGUGCAAGCCCGGCGAUUCACGAGCUCGACCGAUACGCCAAUGGGAGGGACAUGGAGUGUGCAUUGAGAAACCUCGGAUGCAAUCCUGCUCUUCCUGCUGUGUUCAUAGGUGGGAAAUAUGUCGGCUCGUCGAAAGAUAUCAUAUCCUACCAUGUGGAUGGAUCUCUAAAACAAAUGCUGAAAGAUGCACAAGCCAUCUGGUUCUAGCUAGCUAGGGUUUCAGCUAGCUAGUAGCUACAUAUUAUCACACUGGAAGCUUAAGCUUGCUAUGCUAUAAUGUUUUGUUAAUUAGAUCCGGUAAAAAGAAUCGCAAUACCAUGCUUAAAGAAAAUGAGUAUUGGGGUUUAAUUUUCUUUCUUCUACUUUGUAUGUAAUUUAAUUUUCC
Messenger RNA from Malus domestica (apple), 751 nucleotides. RefSeq names its product glutaredoxin-C11-like. Lineage: Eukaryota; Viridiplantae; Streptophyta; Magnoliopsida; Rosales; Rosaceae. The record is from RefSeq and is a predicted model, not a curated record.